Homo sapiens (human) is the source of this 1894-nucleotide messenger RNA. RefSeq names its product sulfotransferase family 1A member 2 (gene SULT1A2). The coding region runs from base 922 to 1809 and encodes 295 amino acids. The transcript has 8 exons. Gene Ontology annotation, molecular function: sulfotransferase activity; aryl sulfotransferase activity. Gene Ontology annotation, cellular component: cytoplasm. The record is from RefSeq and is marked reviewed. NCBI's taxonomy places the organism in Eukaryota, Metazoa, Chordata, Mammalia, Primates, Hominidae. Gene Ontology annotation, biological process: sulfur compound metabolic process.
ACACUCAGCCACUGCGGGCGAGGAGGGCACAAGGCCAGGUUCCCAAGAGCUCAGGUGAGUGACACACCGGAAUGGCCCAGGACGCCCUCACCCUGCUCAGCUUGUGGCUCCAACAUUCCAGAAGCCGAGGCCUCUGCUAUCCCUGCCCUCUCCCCAUGGAUAUCCCAUUUCAGACAACCCCGGCCGGCCUGAAUCCCCCUCCCUUCCUUUUUUUUUUUUCCGGGGAGGCCAGGUCUUGCUGUCACCGAGGCUGGAGUGCUGUGGGAUCCUGGCCACUGCAGCCUUGAAUUCCUGGGCUCAAGUGAUUCUCCUGCCUCAGUAGCUAGGACUACAGACCCUCACCAUCCUGCCUGGAUAGUUUUAAAAAAUAUUUUUAAAAGAUUUUUAGAGAUGGGGUCUUCCAAUGCUGCCCAGAUUGGUCUCCAAAUUCUGGCCUCAGCCUCCCUAGGGUCUGGGAUUACAGGUGGGAGCCACCCUGCCCAGGAUCCUCCUUUUGCUGAGUCAUCACAGUUUUGCUCAUUCCCACAUCAGGCUCUGGCCCCCAAUACCAGCUCAGUUGCUCAAUGGGCUGUUUGUCCUGGAGCCCAGAUGGACUGUGGCCGGGCAAGUGGAUCACAGGCCUGGCCAGCCUAGGAGUUGCCACAUGUGAGGGGCCGAGGGGCUCAAGGAGGGGAACAUCGGGGAGAGGAGCCUACUGGGUGGAGGCUGGGGGUCCCAGCAGGAAAUGGUGAGACAAAGGGCGCUGGCUGGCAGGAAGACAGCACAGGAAGGUCCUAGAGGUUCCUCAGUGCAGCUGGACUCUCCUGGAGACCUUCACACACCCUGACAUCUGGGCCCCGCGCCACGAGGGUGCUUUCACUGGUCUGCACCAUGGCCCAGGCCCUGGGAUUUUGAACAGCUCCGCAGGUGAAUGAAAGGAACAUGGAGCUGAUCCAGGACAUCUCUCGCCCGCCACUGGAGUACGUGAAGGGGGUCCCGCUCAUCAAGUACUUUGCAGAGGCACUGGGGCCCCUGCAGAGCUUCCAGGCCCGGCCUGAUGACCUGCUCAUCAGCACCUACCCCAAGUCCGGCACCACCUGGGUGAGCCAGAUUCUGGACAUGAUCUACCAGGGCGGUGACCUGGAAAAGUGUCACCGAGCUCCCAUCUUCAUGCGGGUGCCCUUCCUUGAGUUCAAAGUCCCAGGGAUUCCCUCAGGGAUGGAGACUCUGAAAAACACACCAGCCCCACGACUCCUGAAGACACACCUGCCCCUGGCUCUGCUCCCCCAGACUCUGUUGGAUCAGAAGGUCAAGGUGGUCUAUGUUGCCCGCAACGCAAAGGAUGUGGCGGUUUCCUACUACCACUUCUACCACAUGGCCAAAGUGUACCCUCACCCUGGGACCUGGGAAAGCUUCCUGGAGAAGUUCAUGGCUGGAGAAGUGUCCUAUGGGUCCUGGUACCAGCACGUGCAAGAGUGGUGGGAGCUGAGCCGCACCCACCCUGUUCUCUACCUCUUCUAUGAAGACAUGAAGGAGAACCCCAAAAGGGAGAUUCAAAAGAUCCUGGAGUUUGUGGGGCGCUCCCUGCCAGAGGAGACUGUGGACCUCAUGGUUGAGCACACGUCGUUCAAGGAGAUGAAGAAGAACCCUAUGACCAACUACACCACCGUCCGCCGGGAGUUCAUGGACCACAGCAUCUCCCCCUUCAUGAGGAAAGGCAUGGCUGGGGACUGGAAGACCACCUUCACCGUGGCGCAGAAUGAGCGCUUCGAUGCGGACUAUGCGAAGAAGAUGGCAGGCUGCAGCCUCAGCUUCCGCUCUGAGCUGUGAGAGGGGUUCCUGGAGUCACUGCAGAGGGAGUGUGCGAAUCAAGCCUGACCAAGAGGCUCCAGAAUAAAGUAUGAUUUGUGUUCAA